This is a messenger RNA of Talaromyces stipitatus ATCC 10500, 1059 nucleotides long. Its product is annotated as splicing factor 3b subunit 4. Lineage: Eukaryota; Fungi; Ascomycota; Eurotiomycetes; Eurotiales; Trichocomaceae. The transcript is spliced from 3 exons. Gene Ontology annotation, biological process: positive regulation of mRNA splicing, via spliceosome. Gene Ontology annotation, molecular function: RNA binding. Bases 1 to 1059 code for a protein of 352 amino acids. The record is from RefSeq and is a predicted model, not a curated record. Gene Ontology annotation, cellular component: U12-type spliceosomal complex; nucleolus.
AUGUCGGGCGCAAGGCACUGGGAGCAGGACAAAGAGGCCACUGUCUACAUUGGCAACCUUGACGAACGAGUAACCGACAGCCUCGUAUGGGAGCUGAUGCUUCAAGCCGGACGUAUCGUGAAUGUUCAUCUGCCCAAAGAUCGAGUUACGCAGACACACCAGGGCUACGGUUUCGUCGAAUUCAUUAGCGAAGAGGAUGCCGAGUACGCUGCAAGAAUUAUGAAUCAGGUCCGUCUUUACGGAAAGCCAAUUCGUGUCAAUAAAGCAUCUGCAGAUAAACAGAAGACAGUCGAAGUUGGUGCUGAGCUUUUCGUUGGAAACCUUGACCCGAUGGUCACGGAGCAGGUACUCUACGAUACUUUUAGCAGAUUCGGGACUUUGCUCUCUAUGCCAAAGAUUGCAAGAGACGAUGCCAACUUAUCCAAAGGUUAUGGUUUCGUAUCAUUUGCCGACUUUGAUGCUUCCGACGCUGCUAUAGCAAAUAUGCACGGACAAUAUCUAAUGAACAAGGAAGUAUCGGUUCAGUAUGCCUACAAGAAAGAUGGAAAAGGUGAAAGACAUGGUGAUCAAGCAGAGCGAAUGCUUGCUGCUCAGGCUCGCAAACACAAUGUUCAGCCACAAACCCAACCACUACCUCCGCAAUUGAUGGGACAGGCACCAACGCCUGGAAUGAUGCCUGGUAACCCGGUGGCUGCAGACGGAGCACGUCAUAUUGCCCCUGGUGGACCACCAGACUUUGCCGCAGGUAGAGGUCCUAUUCCUAUGCAAGCCUCUCAACAACCACCUAGACCUGGUCCUCCCGCACAACCACUAUCGGCACCUCAUCCGGGUCUACCAGCGCGGCCACCUCCGUCUCAAGCAGGAUUCGGUGGUCCUCCUCCACCGGGAUUUGUUCCACCAGGCUUCAACAAUGCGCCUCAACAACCUGGCUUCCCGCCGCAACCUCCAGCUGGGUUUGCUCCCCCGGCUGGAUUUGGUGGUUCGAUGCCUGGUGCGCAAGGAACCCCGCCACCAUUUCCUCCAGGAUUUCAACCACCUGGAUAUGCUAGGGCUCGUUGA